AUGGCCGACGAAGACCUACCAAAUUUUGAUGCCAACUUGGACUCCAUGGACGACACCAAUCCAAGCAAAGAGCAUACUGAAGAAGAAGCAACAGAUUGCGAAAUGAUCAUAUUACCCGAUGGAACGAAACGGUGGUUACCCACCUGCAAAAGUGAAUGCACCCGGUACGAAGGGCAACAGUUUGCAACAUUAGAAGACGGACUAGCCUUCUACCGGGCAUACGCAAUUACUGUCGGUUUUGAUAUCAGAAAAGGAACGAUGCGCAUGAAUAGGGAAGGGAAAGUUCACAUAAAAUACAUGUUAUGCUCACGGGAAGGAUUCAAGCCCCCCAAGAAGGGCAGUAACACAGUCAACGAUAUGGUAAACCCCACACAACCAAAGAAAAGAAAGCGGGUGUCAAAAAGAGUUGGUUGUAAGGCCCGAAUUGUGAUAACAAGGUGUAAGACCGGCAAUUAUACGGUCCAUGCAGUGGAGUUAUGGCACACACACUGUCUAUGCUCAGACAUUGGGAGACCCUUCUUGAAAAUAAAUAGGAAGCUGGAUAUUGGACACAAAAUAUUCCUAGCAAACUAUGCAAGGGCAAACAUUGGUACUACCAAAUCUUGGACACUAUACAAAGAAAUGGUGGGAAGUUUUAAUGAUAUAGGGGCAACAUCCACGAAUUUCUGCAACUUCAGAAGGGAUUUGUUGGCGUAUAUUGCUGGAGCAGAUGCACAAAUGGUGGUAGAAGACAUGUACAAAAAUAAAGAGGCCAACCCAGACUUCUACUUCGAUUUUGAUCUAAACGAAGAUAGACAACUAUGCAGGUUGUUUUGGGCUGACGCAAUAUCACGGAAGAAUUUUGCAUGUUUUGGCGACGUGAUGUCAUUCGACGCUACGUACAGCAUGAACAGAUACAAGCUUGUAUUAGUACCGUUCACAGGAGUAGACAACCAUAAACGAAGCAUCACAUUUGGGGCGAGCCUCAUUGCAAGAGAAGAAGUGGAGUCGUAUGAGUGGUUAUUAAAAAGCUUCAAAACCGCGAUGGGGUAUACACCAAGAUGUACUAUUACGGAUCAAGAUCCAGCACUAAAGGUCGCAAUACCCAACAUUAUGCCAGAAACGAGACACCGGUUCUGUAUGUGGCACAUCAUGUCAAAAGUCGGGGACAAGGCAGGACCUGCACUGGCAAAGAACGUCGAGUUUAAAAAGGCCCUAAACAAUGCAAUAUGGGAUGAAACCUUAAGUGCCACCGAAUUUGAAUUGAAAUGGGCAAAGGUAAUGCAAGAUUACAACCUUGUUGAGCACAGGUGGUUUAACCAAUUGUACGAGGCACAUGCAUCGUGGAUACCUGCAUAUUUCCAAGAUAUACUCAUGGGAGGACUACUAAAAACAACAUCACGUUCAGAAUCGGAGAACAGUUAUUUCGGAAAAUUCACAAAUCACCACUGCAGCCUAGUCGAGUUAUAA
Molecule: messenger RNA, 1449 nt
Organism: Ipomoea nil (Japanese morning glory)
Lineage: Eukaryota; Viridiplantae; Streptophyta; Magnoliopsida; Solanales; Convolvulaceae
Product: protein FAR1-RELATED SEQUENCE 5-like
Exons: 3
Coding region: 1-1449 (482 amino acids)
Biological process (GO): regulation of DNA-templated transcription
Source: RefSeq, a predicted model, not a curated record